AUGAACACCACAGUCUUCCUCACACGUUUUCAAAGCCGCGUACACAAUCCGUGAUCAGCUCAGGAGGCCUUUAACCUCGUACAGCCGAUGAUCAACCCGCUCCACAACGGCUCCUGCAACUACGUCUGCACGGCUUGGCAGCCUCACAGCAAAUGAGGAAAAUUUGCUCAUAAUUGCCCUCUGAUGACCUCAUAUGAGUACGCAAAUGCCAAUUAGAAGAUGGAGGCAUUGGCAGGGCUUAAACGGUCAUUUGAAGCAGUGGAUGCCAUUGCCGAGCAUCACUCACGCAGCGUCUCUCGCAAUACGAAGGGAACGUGGAACGCUUUCCUCCACUCGGAAUGUUCUCAGGCCGAAAUCCAGGUCUGCUUCGGUUCGAUCUGUAGUGCGUCAAUACAAGUAAGGGCCGAUCCCGUGGCCUCGGUUCGAGAGAUCUCAAAGCGUACGUUCCAUGGAGAGGAAGGCGUUGCACUAGAGCUCUGCUUAGACGGCGAGAGCUUUUGGGUCAGAGUUCCCGGAGGUGAGCUCUUCGGCUGCUUGUCUGCCAAGGUAUCACAAGCUCUGAAGCCGUUAGAUGCGCUCUCGCAUACGUGUAUUCAAAUGGAAGGUGUCAUAUCCUCAUCCACGCUCGAGAAAGCCAGGUCGGCUUGGAAGAAAUCUGGAAGAUCAGCAACUACGACGAUCGACAUCAACUUUUACGGACAUCCACAUUCAGCCAGAAGGGUGGGCGACGGACUCGCCUCUGCGAAGUUGUUCCUGCAGCCUCCCGGCCUGGAUCUCCAGUCGCUGCCCUAUGACAACCCGCAGUAUUUAAAACUCCCGGGGGUUUUCAAUGUGCGAAGUACUUCAGGCAACGAUAUAGAGAGGCGCGAGCGAGCUAGUGAUAACGCCCAGCCCGCUUCGAAUUCUGAGAUAGAAGCGAUCCUAGAUCACAUGCCUCAACCGAAUUUUCUUAGAGAAAUCUCCACCGAUGGCCGAAUCAUUACCGCACUGGUCAAAUAUCAGAAAGAGGCGGUUGAUUUCAUAACGAGGAGAGAGACGGGUGACUUGCCGCCUUCUCUAAGCCUGUGGAGACCGCAAUCCUCCGCGAAUGGCUUCUUUCACUACCAACACGUCAUACUCCCAAGUGCUAAGAAUAGUACAAUGGAGGAUAUCCUCGGUGGCCUCCUCGCGGACGAUAUGGGCCUUGGCAAGACGCUUUCGGUGCUUGCAGUGAUUGUAGCAUCGCUCAGCCGGGCUUUCGAUUUUGCCUUCGCGAAGACGAGAGCAGCACCCAGCCAUUGGGAGCAUAAUGUUCCAUCCAAAACCACGCUCGUCAUUGUCCCUUCGUCUCUUCUUAUGGAUAGCUGGGAUGAAGAAAUUCAGAAACACAUUAUUCCUGGCACGCUAAAGACCCAUAGAUAUCACGGAGCGGGCAAGCAGAUAGGAUUAUCAGAUCUGUUGACACACGAUAUCGUUCUUACUACGUAUGCAACCGUCGGCUCAGAAUUUUGCCGUGGUCAGAGCAUCCUAAAUCGCGUUGAAUGGUAUCGACUCGUUCUUGACGAAGCGCAUAGUAUCCGAAAUCCCUCCACGAGGCAAUUCCGCGCUAUAAGCUCUAUUUCCGCGCACAUCCGAUGGUGCUUGACUGGGACUCCCAUACAAAACACCCUCGAGGAUCUUGGUGCCUUGGUGAAGUUCCUACGAGUACCCAUACUGGACGAUAUGAGGACCUUUAGGAAACAUAUUACCGUCCCUGUUCAGGCGAACUCUUCUGGGCGCUUUGCGAACUUGCGACGGCUUCUAGAGUCGCUAUGUCUACGACGAACAAGGACUUUACUCGGGCUGCCUGAUCCUAUUAAUGAUACGCAGAUGCUGAAGUUUUCAGCUUCGGAGAGCGCCAUGUACCAAGAUUUUGGGGAAAACUGUAGGCAUGCCAUAGAUUUGGCCGUCUCCGGACACAGCAUGCAGAAGGCAAAUCAUCACGUCAUCCGAGCCAUCCUGGGCAUGCGUCUAUUCUGUAAUGAUGGGCCAAAAGCACUGUUGGGGAAAUGGGGCCCUUGCGGCUUUCCCUCUGAUCCCGAAGAAGCCUUGAGCUAUCUACAGACCACCGGGAAGUCCAUUUGCGCUCAAUGCGAGUGCGAAGUGCUUGCUCUAUAUCAAGCAGACGAUCGUAGCUCUGGAGUCCUGACAAUCUGUCAGCAUGUGCUUUGCGGAGAAUGCCGUCCAAUUUUCGAAGCAGACCUUGAUGCUUACCUAGAAGAUGGGCGCACUCAAUGCCCGAUCUGCGGGCUUCAAGGUUCACGGGAUGCCUUCAUCACGGAACCCUCGCAACAAUGUGCGAGCACCUCGCCGCAAAAGUCAUACCCAACGAAAUUACUGGCCCUUCUCGAAAAUGUCCGUGGCCAUAAUAGUGCCGAUAAAUGUGUUAUCUUUUCGUUCUGGAAGAAGACGCUGGAUAUGGUAGCUGAUCUGUUUGUUUCAAACGGCAUACCUUUCCUCCGUAUGCAUGGCAGUCUUGCGCCCGGCAAAAGAGCCAAAAUUCUGACCGAAUUUGAGCAAUCGACCUCCAUUAGGGUUCUACUCGUUACGUUCGGAACAGGGUCUGUGGGCAUCAACAAAUUGAUGGUUGCUAAUCACAUCCAUAUUCUCGAGCCACAAUGGAAUCCGUCUGUGGAAAGCCAAGCAAUUGGGCGGAUCCUUCGAUUUGGGCAAGAGAAAUUCGUCAAGAUCAUCCGAUAUAUCGUCAAUGAUACUGUGGAAGAAGCCGUCCAAUCCCAACAGCUGCGCAAACUUCAGCUUUCAGGAGGAGGCUUCGGCCUGAGUAAGGACGAGCACGCCUCGCAAAGGAUUCAAGAAAUCAUGAGGCUACUGUGUCCUUCGAAAUCGCCGAACGGACCUGCAUCAAUGGACCCGGGAGACGUUCCGCAACACCUACCUGUUUCAGAUCCAGACUAGUGCGUAAGCUCGCGGUGCUUUUCAACUUUGCACUUAUCUACAUCGCCGCAGUCUUAAAAUACAGCGGGUCUCCUCGCUGUUUCUGCUCGAAUCGUGCUAGGCUAGCCGGGUCAACAUUCAAGACCGGGUUACACCGUGGACACAGGCUUAGUUGAGAGCAAACAUCUGCUUUGUUGCCGGAGAAAGCGAGUCACGCUUCGCACCCCGAAGAUGUCGUACCUGAAGAGCCACGAAGCACUCCAGCGAUUCAAUCCAUGGAUUUUAAUUGCAGUGGUCGGCCAGUGUCGUAAAUUGAUCUAAAUCUACUCUCGAUUCACACGCGAAAUGUCA
Trematosphaeria pertusa is the source of this 3264-nucleotide messenger RNA. RefSeq lists its product as uncharacterized. The transcript is spliced from 13 exons. Bases 220 to 2934 code for a protein of 904 amino acids. The record is from RefSeq and is a predicted model, not a curated record. Gene Ontology annotation, molecular function: ATP binding; ATP-dependent chromatin remodeler activity. Lineage: Eukaryota; Fungi; Ascomycota; Dothideomycetes; Pleosporales; Trematosphaeriaceae.